ACUGCAGUCAGAUUCUGCCGGCACACCGAGGUUGUGUGAUAGUAGCAGGAGUUGAAUUGUCAUUUAGCAUUUCUUAAUUUGCUUUUUACAGGAGAUUAUCAUGAACACACUGAACCAACAGUAUGAGGAGAAGGUGCGUCCCUGCAUUGACCUCAUCGACUCUCUUCGGUCUCUGGGUGUGGAGAAGGACUUGGCGCUGCCAGCCAUCGCCGUGAUUGGAGACCAAAGCUCGGGGAAGAGCUCCGUGUUGGAGGCGCUGUCAGGGGUGGCUCUGCCAAGAGGCAGUGGCAUUGUGACAAGAUGUCCUCUCGAACUGAAGAUGAAGAGAAAGAAAGAAGGAGAGGAGUGGUACGGAAAGAUAAGCUACCAGGACUGUGAGGAAGAAAUAGAAGACCCUGCAGAUGUGGAGAUGAUGAUUCGAGAAGCUCAGAAUGAAAUGGCCGGGGAAGGGGUGGGGAUUAGUGAUGACCUCAUCAGUCUGGAGAUCGCCUCUCCUGAUGUUCCAGACCUGACGCUCAUUGACCUGCCCGGCAUCACCAGGGUAGCUGUAAAGGGACAACCAGAGAACAUUGGAGACCAGAUAAAGAGACUGAUCCAGAAGUUCAUCCAAAGACAAGAAACCAUCAGCUUGGUGGUUGUUCCAUGCAACGUGGACAUAGCAACCACAGAGGCUUUGAAGAUGGCCCAGGAGGUGGAUCCUGAUGGGGAGAGGACUCUGGGUAUCUUGACCAAGCCUGACCUGGUGGACAAAGGCACAGAAAAGACAGUGGUUGAUAUUGUCCAUAAUGAGGUCAUCCACCUGAAGAAGGGCUACAUGAUCGUCCGGUGCAGGGGUCAGAAGGAUAUCACAGACAAGGUGUCUCUGACUGAAGCAAUAGAAAGAGAGGAAGCCUUCUUUAAAAAUCAUCUACAAUUACAGAUCCUCUACGAUGAAGGCCUUGCCACUGUUCCUAAACUCGCAGAAAACCUCACCCUUGAGCUGGUGCAUCAUAUCCAGAGAUCACUGCCUCAACUGGAAGAGCAGAUAGAAAAGAAACUCAGGCAGACUCAGGCAGAGCUCGAAAAAUAUGGCAACGGACCCCCACCUGACGCAACUGAGAGACUCAGUUUCCUCAUUGAUAAAGUGACAGCAUUUACAUAUGAUGCUAUCAGCCUCGCCGCAGGGGAGGAACUCAAAUUUGGAAGCAGGACUAAUAUCUUUGCCAUACUCAGAAAAGAGUUUGCGGUAUGGAAAGAUGUCAUUGAGCGCUCUGGAAUAACAUUCAACUGGAAUAUUGAGAGAGAGGUGGCUCAGUAUGAACGAAAGUACCGUGGAAGAGAACUGCCUGGGUUCAUCAACUACAAGACCUUUGAGGGCAUGGUGAAGGAGCAGAUUAAACAGCUGGAAGGGCCUGCUGUCCUGAAACUCAAGGAAGUGACAGAAAUUGUGAAGAAGGAGUUGUUUGAGUUGGCACAGAGCAGCCUAGUUGGACUUCCUAACCUCAUCAAAACAGCUCAGAUGAAGAUUGAAGCCAUCAGAAAGGAGAGGGAAACUGCAGCAGAGUCCAUGCUGAGGACUCAGUUUAAGAUGGAAUUGAUUGUUUACACUCAGGACAGCACAUACAGCAAGAAGUUAGGGAAACGGAAGAGGGAAGAACAGACGAGCACCAGCAGCACUGACAGUGGGGCCACUCUGAAGGAGAUGAUUAAACACCUGAAAUCCUAUUACCAAAUUGCUGGCCAGCGUCUGGCUGACCAGAUCCCCCUUGUGAUCCGCUACCAGAUGUUGCAGGAGUCUGCCAUCCAGCUGCAGAGGGAGAUGCUGCAAUUGCUUCAGGACAAGGAGAAAACCGAGAUCCUGCUUCAAGAGGACUCUGGCAUACAAACCAAGAGAAUCCACCUUCAGAAUCGCAUCAAGCGCCUGUCAAAGGCGCGCAUGCUGUUGACUGACUUCAGUAUGAACAUAUACAACUUCAACACAACUCAUUGCACUCCUUGAAACAAGAUUACUAAUAAAAGUUGCUGAAUAAUCACAUUCUUAAAAAAAAAAACAUUCCUUUGCAGAUUUUACACCAUAUUCUCACUUUUCCAUUUAAUGUUUUUGUUUCCUGAAUGGCAUGCCACAUACAUACAUAAGGUCCAAAACGGAAAG
Molecule: messenger RNA, 2131 nt
Organism: Etheostoma spectabile (orangethroat darter)
Lineage: Eukaryota; Metazoa; Chordata; Actinopteri; Perciformes; Percidae
Product: interferon-induced GTP-binding protein Mx
Exons: 12
Coding region: 101-1978 (625 amino acids)
Biological process (GO): synaptic vesicle budding from presynaptic endocytic zone membrane; receptor internalization; defense response to virus
Cellular component (GO): cytoplasm; plasma membrane; microtubule
Molecular function (GO): GTPase activity; microtubule binding; GTP binding
Source: RefSeq, a predicted model, not a curated record